AUGGCGUCUGCAACAUCAGUUCCCGCAUUCUACCGGUUCUUCUUCAAGAAUCUCGACCCUCUCGUGGCCAUUUAUGGGGUCUAUCUCAAUUUCUUCGCCCAGGAGAUGGCUGUGACCGGGCCCGCACCCAACUCUCACUACGAUCCGAACCAAGUCUUUCUCUUCUAUCAAUGCGGCGGAUUGGCGCUUGCCAUUACCUUCAUUACAGCCGCGGUCCACCGAGCUACAGAGGACCUCAAGGUCUGGAGAGCCGUCCAAUUUGCCAUCUUACUGGCUGAUCUGGCUGCUCUUGUGGGCAUCUAUCUUUCUCUGUCCACCCAAAACAGGCUCGCUCCCAGUGCCUGGACCGACGACGACAAAGGACUUCUGGGAAGCUACGUUUCUUUGACCUUGAUUCGACUCGCAUUUAUCCUCAAUGUUGGAUUCCCUCAAGGGAGCAUUUUGGGAGAGAAGCAAAAGGUGUAA
Messenger RNA from Clonostachys byssicola, 465 nucleotides. NCBI's taxonomy places the organism in Eukaryota, Fungi, Ascomycota, Sordariomycetes, Hypocreales, Bionectriaceae. The record is from the annotation of a GenBank genome assembly.